AUGCAGCAGGCGUUCGCCUACGCCUGGUCGGUGGCGUGCGCAGUCGAGGCGUCGACGGUUCUGGUGCCAGCGAGCAACGUGUUUCUAGUCGGCCCCAUCACAUUCACCGGUGAUUCAUGCGAACCCAACGUUGUCUUUCAGGUGGACGGCACGAUCCUCGCGAACACAGGCUCCACAGCAUGGCGCUCCGGGUAUGUGACGCCGUGGCUUGAGUUCAAGAGCGUGAGGGGCCUCACCAUCCAAGGGUGCGGCGCCAUCGACGGGCAGGGAAGUCACUGGUGGAGCAGGACUUCUGUCGUCGACCACGACCAGUCGACGGAGUUGGACCCUGAUCGUGCCGGAACAAGCGACAGACCGACGGCUUUAAGGGUGUACCAGGGCGCCAACGUAACCGUGACGGGGAUAACGAUCCGGAACAGCCCAAAGUUCCACCUCACCUUCGACACCUGCCGUGCCGUCGAGGUGCACGACGUCACCAUCGCGUCGCCCGGGGACAGCCCCAACACCGACGGCAUCCACCUCGCCGGCUCCGUGGGCGUCUCCAUCCAACACACCACCAUCGGCUGCGGCGACGACUGCGUGUCGAUACAGGACGGCUGCUCCGACGUGGUCAUCCGCGAGGUGCACUGCGGGCCAGGCCACGGCAUCAGUAUCGGCGGGCUUGGCAAGGGCGGCGCCAUGGCGGUUGUCUCCGACGUCACCGUACAGGACGUCACGUUGAACCAGACGAUGACCGGCGUCAGGAUCAAGACCUGGCAGGGCGGGUCGGGGUCAGUGAAGAACGUGCGGUUCUCCAACGUGCGGUUGUCGGCGGUGAAGACGGCGAUCGUGAUCGACCAGUACUAUUGCGACCACACGACGUGCACCAACCAGACGUCGGCGGUGGUCGUGGCCGGCGUGGUGUACCAGGGCGUCGCGGGAACCUACACCGAGCGGCCGGUGUACCUGGCGUGCAGCGACGCCGCACCGUGCAUGGGGAUCCACCUGGCGGACAUCCAGCUCGCGCCGGUAAACGACAGCGGAUACCACCUCCAAGGUCCCUUUUGCUGGAAGGCGCACGGCGAUGAGGUGCGCCCUGUCGAGCCACCGGUGGACUGCCUAACGGCCGGAGCUCCAUGA
This is a messenger RNA of Miscanthus lutarioriparius, 1119 nucleotides long. The record is from the annotation of a GenBank genome assembly. NCBI's taxonomy places the organism in Eukaryota, Viridiplantae, Streptophyta, Magnoliopsida, Poales, Poaceae.